AUGGCGAACAUUGCCGAUCCAACGCUUCCUUCCUGGUACAACACGAAACUAGCCGACUGGUUCGACCAAGAAACCGAGGGCGAUGGGUACAGUCAGCACAACGUGGGCUCAGAUGACCCUGAGCCCUUCAUUUGGGGUAUGGCAGACGAUCCCGUCCAGGCUCAACUCAUCGUUCCGCCGCCCAAUCGAUUGAAUCCAGGCGGUAAGGUCAAAUACGGAGCCGUGGUCAGAGUAAAGCCGAGGCCAAAGCCAUGCUGGAAGGGGCUCGACAUCUACAUGACGGUCAAUCCCGUUCCGGAGGAAGAAGACGAGGCUUGUGGAGAAGGUGAAUUGUUCAUAGAUGAGGAUAGCGACAGCAGCGAUGAGGAGACCGAGCCCGAUGGCUGGCUGGAACCGGACAUUGGCGAAGCGGAAGGUGGUAUCGAGAUUGAGUCAGAUCCGGACGUCUUGUACUUUAUCUUCAAGGACGUCAGGUUUCCCAAAGGCGCCGGAAAAUAUCGAGUCAGGUUCGAUGUCUGGGUUGACAGGUAUUGGGACGAUCGGAAUGGGUAUCGUCCACCUGCUGAGUUAUGGCCAAUGGGAACUGAUCUCACGACAUUCGGUGAUGGAUUCUUCGAGGGUUACCUCGUGGGGUUUCUGGACGUUAGGUCGUGCACGGAGGUGAACGAAAAUUUGGAAAUGCCGUACGAGAUUAAACGGGAAGAAGAUCGAGCCGUGGCGCGAGAUGAAAACGGCGACACUCUCUGGAUCAUUGUCCCCAGGUGUGAAAAGAUCGCCUUUAACCGGGUCAAGUGA
Messenger RNA from Sordaria macrospora k-hell, 795 nucleotides. RefSeq lists its product as uncharacterized. NCBI's taxonomy places the organism in Eukaryota, Fungi, Ascomycota, Sordariomycetes, Sordariales, Sordariaceae. The record is from RefSeq and is a predicted model, not a curated record.